This is a messenger RNA of Lachancea dasiensis, 318 nucleotides long. NCBI's taxonomy places the organism in Eukaryota, Fungi, Ascomycota, Saccharomycetes, Saccharomycetales, Saccharomycetaceae. The record is from the annotation of a GenBank genome assembly.
AUGGCCCAAUCUUCCUCCGUCGGUACCGCCAGCAACUUGGUCGGUAACAGUAAUGUUUCUGCUGCCAGUGCCACGUCUUCCAUGGCGUCCGCCGCAUCGUCCGCCAAGUCAUCGGUGACUUCCGCCGCAUCGUCCGUUGCGUCGUCGAUGGCCUCAGGUGCCUCCUCUGCAUCCGGCUCGGCCAGCUCCAGCUCGGCCUCCAGCAGCUCGUCCAGUGGUGCCGUUGCCAACGCCGUUGCCAACCCAUUGUCUUGGAAAUACGGUGUGUUGAUGGGUGCCACCAUGUUGGGAUCCUUCGUCCUCGGCUCCGGUUUGUAA